CUUUCUACAAAACUGUCACCAGAACCAUGGCCGAAUACUCCUUUGUGAAGUCCACCAAACUCGUGCUCAAGGGAACCAAGACCAAGAGCAAGAAGAAAAAGAGCAAAGAGAAGAAGAGGAAAAGAGAGGAUGAUGAAGAAACCCAACUUGAUAUUGUUGGAAUCUGGUGGACGGUAACGAACUUUGGUGAAAUUUCAGGAACCAUAGCAAUUGAGAUGGACAAAGGAACCUACAUACACGCACUUGACAAUGGACUGUUCACGCUGGGAGCCCCGCAUAAGGAAGUUGACGAGGGCCCCAGUCCUCCAGAGCAGUUCACCGCUGUCAAACUGUCUGACUCCAGAAUUGCCCUGAAGUCUGGCUACGGGAAGUACCUCGGUAUAAAUUCAGACGGCCUCGUGGUGGGGCGUUCGGAUGCGAUUGGACCAAGAGAACAGUGGGAGCCAGUCUUUCAAGACGGGAAAAUGGCUUUAUUGGCCUCCAAUAGCUGCUUUAUCAGAUGCAAUGAAGCAGGCGAUAUAGAAGCAAAAAGUAAAACAGCAGGAGAAGAAGAAAUGAUAAAGAUUAGAUCCUGUGCUGAAAGAGAAACUAAGAAAAAAGAUGAUAUUCCGGAAGAGGACAAAGGAAAUGUGAAACAGUGUGAAAUCAAUUACGUAAAGAAAUUUCAGAGCUUCCAAGACCACAAACUUAAAAUAAGUAAAGAAGACAGUAAAAUUCUUAAAAAGGCCCGGAAAGAUGGAUUUUUGCAUGAAACACUGCUGGACAGGAGAGCGAAAUUGAAAGCUGAUAGAUACUGCAAAUGACCAGGAUUUUUGUCUCUGCCUUCUUUUGUUUUGUUUUUUUUUUCUGAAUAAAAUAACCAGUGGAAGUGUUUUUACAGA
Messenger RNA from Phyllostomus discolor (pale spear-nosed bat), 881 nucleotides. It is a transcript of the gene FRG1, whose product is annotated as FSHD region gene 1. Lineage: Eukaryota; Metazoa; Chordata; Mammalia; Chiroptera; Phyllostomidae. The transcript is spliced from 11 exons. Gene Ontology annotation, cellular component: striated muscle dense body; nucleolus; catalytic step 2 spliceosome. Bases 27 to 803 code for a protein of 258 amino acids. The record is from RefSeq and is a predicted model, not a curated record. Gene Ontology annotation, molecular function: actin filament binding.